Amphiprion ocellaris (clown anemonefish) is the source of this 2189-nucleotide messenger RNA. RefSeq names its product guanine nucleotide binding protein (G protein), beta polypeptide 3b (gene gnb3b). Lineage: Eukaryota; Metazoa; Chordata; Actinopteri; Pomacentridae. Bases 211 to 1239 code for a protein of 342 amino acids. The transcript has 9 exons. Gene Ontology annotation, molecular function: protein binding; signaling receptor complex adaptor activity. The record is from RefSeq and is a predicted model, not a curated record. Gene Ontology annotation, biological process: G protein-coupled receptor signaling pathway. Gene Ontology annotation, cellular component: cytoplasm; heterotrimeric G-protein complex.
UCUGUUCUUCACUGUGGAGGAAGGGAGAGAGAAAGAGAGAGUUUUCCACAAGUCGAGCUGCUAGCAGUCUGCCUGGUGAGAGCGUCUGAAGAGCGUCUGGUGGAUCUAAAGCAGCUGAGAAGGCCAGGAGCUGCACCGGUGCAGAGCGAGAGAAGGGAAAAGAGUGACAGUUUCGCUUUUUGCCAGUAACAUCCCCUAGCAACCGUCGCCAUGGCAGCUGAGAAAGCUGAAAUGGAUGCACUGAAAAAGGAGUGCGAUGGCCUCCGUGCACAGAUUGAGGCGGCCCGUAAGGCUGUGAACGACAACACCAUGUCUGGAGUAGCAGGAGGGGUCGCCUCUGUGGGCCGAGUGCAGCUGAAGCUCAGGAAGACACUCAAGGGUCACCUGGCCAAAAUCUAUGCCAUGCACUGGUCAGCUGACUCCAGGCAAAUGGUCAGUGCAUCACAGGAUGGCAAGCUGCUGGUCUGGGACUGCUUCACAGGGAACAAGUUGGUUGCCGUCCCACUAAAGUCCGCCUGGGUGAUGAGCGUCGCCUUUGCCCCCUCUGGGAACCUGGUGGCCAGCGGUGGUCUGGACAACAUCUGCACAGUCUACAACAUCAAGGCUGCCAGCCCCAAAACCCUCAGGGAGCUGGACGCACACACAGGCUACCUGUCCUGCUGCCGUUUCCUCAGCGACACCGAGAUUCUGACAGCCUCCGGUGACACCACCUGCGUCCUGUGGGAUCUGGAGACCGGCAAGCAGAAGGUCGUCUUCACCAACCACAUUGGAGACUGCAUGUCUCUGGGCCUGUCCCCCGACAUGAACACCUUCAUCUCCGGAGCCUGCGACUCUCUGGCCAAGCUGUGGGACAUCAGGGACGGAACCUGCAAGCAGACCUUCUCCGGACACACCAGCGACAUCAACGCCAUCGCUUUCUUCCCCAGUGGAAAUGCCAUCAUCACAGGAUCCGACGAUUGCUCCUGCAAGAUGUACGACCUGCGCUCCGACCAGGAGGUGAUCGGCUACCAGGACACCAGCCUGAACGCCGGCGUCACGUCUCUGGCUCUGUCCAGCUCGGGUCGUCUCAUCUUUGCAGGAUAUGACGACUUCAACUGCCACAUCUGGGACUCACUGAAGGGAGAGAAAGUCGGUGUGCUGUCCGGCCAUGACAACAGGGUGAGCUGCACCGGCGUCCCUGCCGACGGUAUGGGCGUCUGCACAGGAUCCUGGGACAGCUUCCUCAAACUGUGGAACUGAGGCAUCCCGACCGAGGAAACCACCGGGAGAUGAAGAAGAAGAAGAGGAGGAGGAGGAGGAGGAGGAGGAGGAGGAGGAGAGGAGGGUGAAGAUAGAGGAGAUGGGAUGAGAGGAAACCAAAGCAGGAGAUGAGUGAGGGGUUUGCAGAUGUUUGACCGUCCUCUCUUCCUCGCUCCCUCUCUACUUCUUUCUCAUCCAUGUAUGCAAAAGCUGAGACGUUGCGAAUGAGUCGAGCUGUAUAAAUGGCAUCAGGUAAACACGAUGCAUGUAUGUACAAGAGAGCUUUAUUGUUGUCGAGACAAUUUAAACACCAAAGAAACUAAAAACGUAAAAAAAAAAUAGCACAUUAUUCAAAAAGGAAAGCAGAGCAGAAAUUAAGCUCUAAUUGAGAAUCUCAAUUAAACUCAUCUAGAUCUUUGGCAAUAAAAGCAGAAAGAACAGGUGAAUGUUGAAAAUAAGACUAUAGAAUCACAGAUUUAUUUUUAUUGUCUUUAAACCUGUAAAAGAGCCCUGCACUCGUUUAGAUUGAUAUGUACAUUUAUUUGUUUUUUAUAGUUUAACACAUUAGAAUGGAGAGUCGAUGUACAGUGUCUUUUUUUUUCGGGCUGCAUAUAUUCAGAGUGUAUGUUUCUGGUAAAGCCGCCAUCUUGGGUCCACUGCUAACAACCAGCAGACUUUGAUCUAAGAUGGCGGCUGCUGUUUCCCCAUGACCUUACGAUGAAGUACCCACACGAAUGAUGAUCUGAGGGCGGAGCCAGGCCGGCAGACUGUGAGACUGGCUGCCGGGUGGUGGUCCCACCUGCAAAACACUCUGUAAACACCUGCAAACUUUAUUUGACUCCCCUGGGUUCAGCUGCAUUUUGUAGUACUUUUACACUUCAGCAGUCUCUCUGUAAAAAGACAAAAUGUUUGUGGAAAAUCUUUCUAAUAAACAUAGAAUUCUGCAUUAA